Cyprinodon variegatus (sheepshead minnow) is the source of this 1247-nucleotide messenger RNA. RefSeq names its product alpha-1,6-mannosylglycoprotein 6-beta-N-acetylglucosaminyltransferase B-like (gene mgat5b). The transcript has 5 exons. Bases 1 to 780 code for a protein of 259 amino acids. Gene Ontology annotation, biological process: protein N-linked glycosylation. Gene Ontology annotation, cellular component: Golgi apparatus. NCBI's taxonomy places the organism in Eukaryota, Metazoa, Chordata, Actinopteri, Cyprinodontiformes, Cyprinodontidae. Gene Ontology annotation, molecular function: alpha-1,6-mannosylglycoprotein 6-beta-N-acetylglucosaminyltransferase activity. The record is from RefSeq and is a predicted model, not a curated record.
AUGAUUGUCAAAGGAGAGGUGGGGGUCAAGCUUGACCCCAAGGCUUAUAACAAGGCGUGUUAUUCCACGCCACAACGCAAGAUGGACAAUCCUGAACUAGCUGGGGGUCUAGAUACGGCCGAGGUGGUGUCCUCUCAACAUCCCUACGCAGAGGAGUAUAUCGGCAGGCCGCAUGUCAUCACCAUUGACUUCAAUAACUCUGAAGUAUUUGAAGCAACCAUACGUGAGAUCAUGAAGAUCGAUGUGGAGCCGUUCCUGCCCUAUGAAUAUACAUGUGAAGGAAUGCUUGAAAGGGUUCAUGCCUAUAUUCAGAAUCAGGACUUUUGCUCACCCGAGGUUCCCUUUCCUCCAGUAAACACAUCGUGGGAUUUGCUCAAAGGGCCCUUCCUCCCUUUGCCUAACUCAAAAAUGCUUAAAUGGGGCUCCAAUGCCAGCUCUUUCCCAUCAUGGCCUCCUCUUACUGCACUCCGGCUUUUGACAUCACUACAAGGCCAGUCAUGCGUGGAAGCAUGCCAGAGUGAAGGACUAAUCUGUGAACCUGCCUUGUAUCGUUUUAUCAACAUCAAAGAAGCAUUCAGCGCGUUGGACCUCCAAUGUGAAGGAGUAGAAUCUGAGAUGAACCACCUCUUUCCUGCCUUCUCUGCAGAGCAUGCUGAAUGCAGCCUACAGCACGAUCCUCUAUUGUUUAGCUGUGCUGGUUCUAGUCCCAAAUACAAACGCCUUUGCCCAUGUAGGGACUACCAAAAAGGACAGGUUGCAUUGUGCAGGGACUGCUUAUGACCAAAGGAUGGCCCAGUUCAGGGAGCUUUUUUAAAUCAUGCUUAUUAAGAUCUAAAAUGUCAAUUUAAAAGAAACACUGAAGUGAAAGAGCUGCACUGCUAAAAUAGCAACAUGGCUCACUUGUCACUGUCCUCAGACUUGCUGCUAAUAGUUUCAUUGACCUCAGGGAACUGCAUGAUUGAGUUUUUGAAAUAAAUGCUUUCAAAUAUUCAUCUUGUUACAGAACUAACAGGCCCUAUGAAAAAGAAAAUCUGUCUUUCUCAAUGACUUCUUACAGAAAAAAAAAUCAAAAACGAUUGUUUUUUUGCUUUUUUUUUAAGCUCUUGUAAAUGUGUGUUUGUUUCAACCAUCACUGUACCAUUACCGGGGCUGGAUAUGUCCACAGACACUCCCAAAGACAUUAUUUAAAGAUGUACUAUUUUAUGUGUCCUGUGGAAAAAAAACAUUUGUACAUAUAGAAGGUGAAG